AAAGGUUGAAAUCUCUAUGAUGGAGAGUAAGACUAGUGAGUAACAGUGUCCUUGCUUGCGACUCCACUCGUGAUAUGCAAAUGCAACACACCUGUCUCCUACUCUAAAGUCUAAACUAAGCUCCAUUUUCACUUUUCAAACUGAAGCUUUUCCCAACACUUCCCAGAGAGAGCGAGAGAAAGAAAGAAAACCCUAAACCCUCUCUCCGGUUAACCUGUAUUUCCAGAAUGGCUAAUCGGAAGCACGUUCUAGUUCUUCACCUCACUCUCUUCCUCUCGUUACUCCUCCACGCGGCCUGCAAAUCCACCAUCGAGCCAUGUUCGAACUCGGACUCAUGCAACGCGCUUCUCGGCUACACGCUCUACACCGACCUCAAAGUCUCGGAGGUAGCGUCGCUCUUCCAAAUCGACCCCAUCGCGCUUCUCACCGCCAACGCCAUCGACAUCUCCUACCCCGACGUCGAGCACCACAUCCUCCCCUCGCGCCUCUUCCUCAAAAUCCCCAUCACCUGCUCCUGCGUCGACGGCAUUCGGAAAUCCGUCUCCACUCACUACAAGACGCGCCCCUCCGACACCCUCGCCUCCAUCGCCGACGCCGUCUACGGCGGCCUCGUCUCCUCCGACCAGCUUCGGGAGGCUAAUUCCAUCGACGACCCUUCCAUCCUUGACGUCGGACAGAACCUCGUUGUGCCUCUUCCUUGUACCUGCUUCAACGGUUCUGAUAACUCUCUCCCCGCGAUUUACCUCUCUUAUGUGGUUCGCCCCGUUGAUACGCUGCCUGCCAUUGCUGCUAGGUAUUUCACCACUCUCACGGAUUUGAUGAAUGUGAAUGCCAUGGGAAGUACUGCUGUUAACGACGGUGAUAUCCUCGCUGUUCCAAUACCCGCUUGUGCUUCGAAUUUCCCGAAAUCGGCCUCUGAUUUUGGCUUGCUUGUGCCUAAUGGAAGCUAUGCCAUUACCGCGGGUCAUUGUGUGCAGUGUAGCUGUGGACCGAGAAACCUUAAUUUGUACUGUAUGCCGGCUUCUCUUGCUGUUUCUUGCUCCAGCAUGCAAUGUAGAGGCAGUAAUCUUAUGCUUGGGAAUGUUACCGUGCAGCAGACUGGUGGGGGUUGCAAUGUUACUUCUUGCAAUUAUAAUGGCAUUGUUAAUGGCUCCAUAGUAACAACGUUGUCCCCUUCUCUUCAGCCUCGAUGUCCAGGUCAUUGCAACUCCUUAUUUAACAUACUUCUAUCACCCCCCACCACCACCAAAAGAAAAUCGGUGUUUGCUCCAGCACCAUCACCAGAGUUUGAUGGAUUUGGUCCAGCAUCACCCAAAUCCUCACUGGUGCCUUCAACAGGGCUUCCAGGGUUCUCUCCUGCAAAUGGUCCCAUUAGCGGUAUCUCUUCUGGUGCUUCUGCCGCAUGCUCCUUGGCCAAACCCUUACCCAUUUUGACAUCUGCACUUGUGUUAUUACUUGUCAAGUUGAUCAUACCUGUUGCAUUGUAAUCUUCUCAAUUUUGUGGUGGGUUUAGUUGGCCUGCUACUUUGUUUGCCUCAGGUGCUCCUGUCAAUUGUAGUAGUUGCUAAUAUUCAUUUGUACUUCUGAACUGAUUUGUGAAUCUGGAAAACUAUGGGAUUUCGGGUUUCAUCACACGCUUAGCCAUUUAUUAUUUGGUGCUUUUGCUGAAUGAUCUUGUUUAUAUAGUGGUAA
This is a messenger RNA of Cajanus cajan (pigeon pea), 1692 nucleotides long. The record is from RefSeq and is a predicted model, not a curated record. NCBI's taxonomy places the organism in Eukaryota, Viridiplantae, Streptophyta, Magnoliopsida, Fabales, Fabaceae.